AUGGUUCAGGGCGUUCAGUUACCCGUGUGCCUCAUAUGUGGUUUGUAUUCACAGGAUAUCCAGAAGCAUCGUCAGGGCUUUCCGUCCUCCCUGAAGUUGUCUAACGGUUACAUUUUACCUGAGGGGAAAAUGACGCCCAACACACUGUUCGUCGGCGGUAUUGAUAUGAAGGUGGACGAGAACGAGAUCAGGGAUUUCUUUGCCAAGUACGGCUCUGUGAAAGAAGUUAAAAUCAUCACUUAUCGAGGAGGAAUUUGCAAAGGAUAUGGUUUCGUUUAUUUCAGUGAGGACGUUGAUAUCCAGACUAUCGUUGAUCAGCCGAUCAGUUUUAAAGGGAAGAAACUCAAACUGGGACCUGCAAUCAUGAAAGAGCGAAGUUCUCGGUCAGUGUCAUCUCCAAUGAUUGGUCCAUCACAGUGGGUAAACCCCACCCCGUAUAUGUACUGCAGCUGCUGUCCUCCAGGCCUGGCCCCACAAUCACCUGUCUUCAAUGGUGGAACUCAAUACAUGCAGCCUUAUUCUUACUCCAGUCCUCCAGGAAUUAUGGUUCCACAGGUGCCAAUGAACUAUGCACAGACCACGUAUGCCUAUCAGCAAUAUCCCCUGCCACAGUGGUGUGGAGAGCAGAGGACAAGGCUUGUCAAUCAGAAUUUUGUGGAUUGUGGAGUGCAGACUUUGCUAACCCUGAUGUAGCCUUCACUACUAGCACAGACAUUUUGGUAGAUGCCCAAAGAAGCAAGGGAGAGCAACCUGAUGUAGCAUUGUCUGUGUGUUUUAACACACCGUUGCAGAUAGGGUCAGCUUGAGCGUGAUGUGAAGGUGUGUUUUGAGGAAACUACAUUAUGACGGGAUGAACAUACUUUAACCUCACAUCC
Molecule: messenger RNA, 875 nt
Organism: Danio aesculapii
Lineage: Eukaryota; Metazoa; Chordata; Actinopteri; Cypriniformes; Danionidae
Gene: dazl
Product: deleted in azoospermia-like
Exons: 11
Coding region: 1-693 (230 amino acids)
Molecular function (GO): mRNA 3'-UTR binding; protein binding
Source: RefSeq, a predicted model, not a curated record